AUGAAUAUUUAUUUUCAGUGUUCCCUCGCCGGCAUAUCGUCCCUCACCCUUGGAUCUCAGUUGUAUCUACUCAGCGGACUCAUCUCUUACUUAGCCGGAAGAAUGCCCUUGGUCGGACCUGUCAUCACAACGGUUCUGGAGCUACUCUGCACCGGAUCAAAUCCCCUGCCCGGCUGCAAUAUCCAACUGGGCAACAAUUCGACGUGCCAAGAUCCAAUCACGUUCAGCUUCUUAAGUGGUCUGGGUGUCGAAAAGUGUAUCAAUAACCUUACUCAAGUGUGCCAAAAUGGGCAGCCGGCGACGGCAAGCGUUAUCCAGGGAUUUUUCAAAACACUUACGUGCCUGGCCGGGGCCGUUCUCAGCACCAGCCCUAGUGGAGCCUCUUCCAGCAUCGUGUGCAUUAUAAUCAAACUUAUUCAAACGUCGACGGGAGGGAAUGAAAUCAUUGGUGCCCUCUUGACCUUUGUCCAGGGCCUCCCUGGAACUACAUGUAUGAAUUCCUAUUUUUGA
Molecule: messenger RNA, 510 nt
Organism: Ixodes scapularis (black-legged tick)
Lineage: Eukaryota; Metazoa; Arthropoda; Arachnida; Ixodida; Ixodidae
Exons: 5
Coding region: 1-510 (169 amino acids)
Source: RefSeq, a predicted model, not a curated record